Messenger RNA from Oppia nitens, 983 nucleotides. RefSeq lists its product as uncharacterized. NCBI's taxonomy places the organism in Eukaryota, Metazoa, Arthropoda, Arachnida, Sarcoptiformes, Oppiidae. The transcript has a single exon. Gene Ontology annotation, cellular component: cytosol. The coding region runs from base 315 to 968 and encodes 217 amino acids. The record is from RefSeq and is a predicted model, not a curated record. Gene Ontology annotation, biological process: regulation of lipid biosynthetic process.
UAAAAAAAGUGAAACAAAGUUGUGAUUAGAGUACCUGACUAUAUAUUAAAUGACUGAGAUAUUUGUUGAGAACAGUUAGCAUAAUAUGUUUCAACAAUUUCAUUAAUAUAUCAUUUUUUAAAUUAUGAUAUAUUUCCUAAAACUAAAUUUACUUCUGUUUAAUAAUUAGUUGUGAUUUCAAUGUGCUUUUUAUUCAAUAUUAAUAAUUAUUGAAUUUUAUAACAUUAAAGUGAUUUUAUUUUUAAAAAUAGUUUUAUAUAAUCAUAACUACCGGUCCUUUUUAUUUAUAACAUCAAAUCAUAUUAAAAGAAAAUAUGUUUCUCAAGAUAAUCUCCUCAAACAAUUUGUCUGAGUUGUCCGAGUCAUCUACCGGUGCCGAACGAGUGACAGCACACGGAGGUAUGAUUGGACUGUUUGGCCGAUUUGUGGAAGCGGUGGACGAAAUGAAUAAAAUAGUUUUGAUUCCGUCCCGACUCCAGGACAUCGAGUGUACGACCAAUGAGAACGUUCCCCAUAUUAUGGAUACGUAUGACAUUCAUGAGGUCUACAAACUAUUGAACGCUUUUCGCAACCAAAUAGUCCACAGCAGUCAAGAGCAACAACAACAACACCCGUCCAAUGGCCACAACACGCCUAACGGCAUCAGUACACCAAAAAUGGCCAAACAUUUGUCACUCAAUCUUAAUAAAACACGAGAUAUACUAAAAGAGUUGGACAAUGGCUACUACUCGGACAUCAGUCCGACAACAACAACGUCAGCGGCUAAACGAAAAAUCUCGCAAAUAUCACACUUUUCGGUAAACUCUUUGCCGUCCGAUGAUGAGUCCACGUCGACACCCGAAUUGGUAACCGAUAUGUCCGAUAUGGCCGUAACUUUCUACUAUCAUCUCAAUGGUUUAAAUCAAGUGAUGGGAAAACUUAUUGAUACCCCAAAAUUUAUUGCCAACAAAUAUGAACAAAAUCUUUAAUAACUAAUUUAUUUA